Pelobates cultripes (western spadefoot toad) is the source of this 368-nucleotide messenger RNA. Lineage: Eukaryota; Metazoa; Chordata; Amphibia; Anura; Pelobatidae. The record is from the annotation of a GenBank genome assembly.
UCGAAGUGCCCCCUGCUAAUCCAGUUCGGUACAAGCCCGGCGGUCUCCGUGCCCGGUAUCAAGCGCUCCAGUCCAGCUUUCUAUCGCGGUUCCGGCGAACUCCCAUCCUCCUCAGCCAUACCCACGGCGGUUUUCAGGAGCAGGAAACAUACUUACCUACUCCAGGGUCCCAGAACCGUGAGUCUCAUCCACACCACUCUCAGCCAGACGCCUGGUGUCCAUUCACACUUUACACACCUGUCACUAAGGACUGUCAGUUAUACUUACCUUACCGCUCCGAGCUUCAUUCGGUACCGCACUCCACAGGCACAUUCUCCCCCAUGGCACUUACCCUCCAACGCUGGUCGGUAAACGGGCCACCCGGUUGA